GGCGCGGGUGGCAGCAUGGCGGCAGGCGUGGCGGCGUGGCUGCCGCUGGCCCGCGCGGCGGCCGUCGGGUGGAUGCCGGUGGCCGGCGCCCCCAUGCCGCCGCCCCCCCGGGACAAGCCCAAAGGGCGGGACGCCCUGCUGCUGCUCAACGUGAGCGGCAGCCGCUUCCAGACGUGGCGCAGCACGCUGGAGCGCUACCCGGACACGCUGCUGGGCAGCAGCGAGAAGGACUUUUUCUUCCACGAGGAGAGCCGCGAGUACUUCUUUGACCGCGACCCGGACAUUUUCCGCCACAUCCUCAAUUUCUACCGCACGGGCAAGCUGCACUACCCGCGCCAGGAGUGCAUCUCGGCCUACGACGAGGAGCUGGCCUUCUUCGGCAUCAUCCCGGAGAUCAUCGGCGACUGCUGCUACGAGGAGUACAAGGACCGGCGGCGGGAGAACGCCGAGCGGCUGCAGGACGACGAGGAGAUGGAUGGGGGCGGGAGUGGGGGGGGGGAGGCGCCGCCCCUCAAGCUGACGGCGCGGGAGUACCUGUGGCGCGCCUUUGAGAACCCGCACACCAGCACCCUGGCGCUGGUCUUCUACUACGUGACGGGCUUCUUCAUCGCCGUGUCGGUCAUGGCCAACGUGGCGGAGACGGUGCCCUGCGGCGGCGGCGGCGGCCCCCGCGGUCACGGCAACAACGGGCAGGGGGGGCUGUCGUGCGGCGACCGCUACGCGCUGGCCUUCUUCUGCCUGGACACGGCCUGCGUGAUGAUCUUCACCGCCGAGUACCUGCUGCGGCUGGCGGCGGCCCCCAGCCGCUUCAAGUUCGCCAAGAGCGUGAUGAGCGUCAUCGACGUGGUGGCCAUCAUGCCCUACUACAUCGGCCUGGUCGUGAGCGACAACGACCAGGUGAGCGGCGCCUUCGUCACGCUGCGCGUCUUCCGCGUCUUCCGCAUCUUCAAGUUCUCCCGCCACUCGGCCGGCCUGCGCAUCCUGGGCUACACGCUCAAGAGCUGCGCCUCCGAGCUGGGCUUCCUGCUCUUCUCGCUCACCAUGGCCAUCAUCAUCUUCGCCACCGUCAUGUUCUACGCCGAGAAGGGCUCGGCCGCCAGCAAGUUCACCAGCAUCCCCGCCGCCUUCUGGUACACCAUCGUCACCAUGACCACGCUCGGGUACGGCGACAUGGUGCCCAAGACCAUCGUGGGGAAGGUGUUUGGCUCCAUCUGCUCGCUGAGCGGCGUGCUGGUCAUCGCCUUGCCCGUGCCCGUCAUCGUGUCCAACUUCAGCCGCAUCUACCACCAGAGCCAGAGGGCGGAGAAGCGACGAGCACAGAGGAAAACUCGUCUCGCUCGAAUCCGCGCCGCCAAGAUUCGGGGCACCGCCGCCUUUAUGCGCUUCAAACAAAACGGGCUCCCCAUCGACUCGCUGGAGGAGGCCUGCAAGGAGGCCGGACAGGCCCUGGUGGCCAAGUCCGCCGGCCCCCCUUUCGAGAGCCAGCACCACCACCUGCUGCACUGCCUGGAGAAGACCACGAACCACGAGUUUGUGGACGAGCAGACGUUCCAGGCCAACUGCACGGAGAUCUCGCUGAAAAGGUCGGGCUCCCGCACCUCGUCGCCGUCGUCGUCGUCGUCGCCGCCGUCACCGUCGCCGCCGCGCGGCCUGGGCUCGUGCUGCUCGCGGCGCCACCGGAAGAAGAACGGCUUCGGCCUGCCCGGCGCCAACAACCAGGAGCUGAGCACCAUCCGCAUCCCCGAGAGGCCCGUGGCCAACAGCCGCUCCAGCCUCAACGCCAAACUGGACGAGACCGUGCCCUUGAAAUGCGACGACGCUUUCGGCGGCCCCCGCGCGGUCUGCCUGGCCGCCCCGCAGGAGGGCGACGGCUCGGCCCCGGCGUACUCUCGGAGCAACAUUGUGCGAGUCUCGGCCUUGUAGGCGCCCCCCCCCUCCUCGGCCCCGACCUCGACACCCCCGUGCUCAAGGAGACGACGGGACCAGCGAGCAUGAACCUGCCAUCCGUCACCCCGGAGGAAUUUGUUUCCGAGCGGUGAUCUGAUCUGAUGUCAAACUGUCUCUGCAUGGGUUUUCUUUUAUUAGUAGUUGGGGGGGGGGGUAGAGUCAGCGUGGACGACGCCGACAGUGACCAGCACAUCUUGUCCCACGCAGCACAACACAUUGUUGCCACCACAUAUGGAGAAAUUCUUGAUUUUGGAAUGUCUUUUUCUUUUCUGGGGGUGGGGGGGGGGUCCUUUGAUGACAAAGCACAGCGCACUCAUUGAAUUCCCUCCAUUCGUCAUCCAUAGCGGUAGCUUGACUUACAAGCGAUGAGAUUUUUUUGCUUAGUUUUUUCUUGCUUUGUGUGGGCCGAGACUCGAUUGUGACUAGAUGAUAAGCGUCAGCGUUCAAGUGACACAUCCAAAAAAAAACAAAAAAACCCCCCGCAUGCUUUCCCCUCAUUGAACACGAUUUUAGAUUGAGAGCAAAACUCGGAUAUUUCAAUCAUCGCGUGUCGUGUUAAGUUGAAAGAAUCUUCUUUUGCGCGCCACCGCGUUCCAUCACCGGCGAGCUCCUCGUCGAAGGGAGCCACGCGCCACUCGCGUUGCCUAAGAGGACAUUUUGCAUCCUUGGCCGACAGACUGUGGGGAGGCGGCAAACAUUUUGCCAUUUAAAUGGCCAACGGCGCCCCGUUUUUUGCGAGUAGCACAAAAAAAAAAGCGGCCGGCGAGCCUUUGGAAGCAGCUGGAAAGAGAUGGCGGGACUCGCUGGAUGUCACCAUUUUGUAGACUUUUUCGCGUUGUAAAUAUGGCCGGGACUCGAGCGAUCGGGAGGUUGGAUCCUCUUCUUUCUAGAUAGCGUUUGCUCCGCACCGCGGUCGGCCUUCCCUUUUUUUGUCCGUCCUCGCGCUCGGAUGAAGCAUACCUGCAUGCCGUCAUUGCAAAAUUCUGUUGGAUUAAAGUUUGUCUGCGCUUCC
This is a messenger RNA of Hippocampus zosterae (dwarf seahorse), 2959 nucleotides long. Its product is annotated as potassium voltage-gated channel subfamily D member 2-like. NCBI's taxonomy places the organism in Eukaryota, Metazoa, Chordata, Actinopteri, Syngnathiformes, Syngnathidae. Bases 16 to 1923 code for a protein of 635 amino acids. The transcript is spliced from 6 exons. Gene Ontology annotation, biological process: potassium ion transmembrane transport; protein homooligomerization. Gene Ontology annotation, molecular function: A-type (transient outward) potassium channel activity; protein binding. The record is from RefSeq and is a predicted model, not a curated record. Gene Ontology annotation, cellular component: membrane; voltage-gated potassium channel complex.